This is a messenger RNA of Seriola dumerili (greater amberjack), 4060 nucleotides long. It is a transcript of the gene card14, whose product is annotated as caspase recruitment domain family member 14. The transcript has 20 exons. Gene Ontology annotation, biological process: regulation of apoptotic process. Gene Ontology annotation, molecular function: protein binding. NCBI's taxonomy places the organism in Eukaryota, Metazoa, Chordata, Actinopteri, Carangiformes, Carangidae. Bases 159 to 3113 code for a protein of 984 amino acids. The record is from RefSeq and is a predicted model, not a curated record.
CUUGGUAAUGUUUGCUGUUCUGUCUGCUUCCAGGAAUGAGUCUGUGACAAGUGUCUUUGCAGCUUAGGGUGUGUUCAUUCUGUCUGCUCCAGCUGUGUCUAUCGUCUCAGCAACAGCAGACAAGCACCACUCUUUCAAGCCUACCCCACACAGUCAGGAUGGCAGGGGAGUGUGUUCCCUGUGAGGGUCCAGACCUGAAGAACAUGGGCGAGGAGGAACUGUGGGAACUGAUUAACGACAACCGCCACCGGAUCUCCUUAGGGGUGCGGCCAUGCAUCGUGAUCCCGUACCUGAGGCAGGCCAGGGUGCUCACGGAGAUGGAUGAAGACGAGAUUGUCAGCUGCCACAACCUCACCAACCGUUGCAUGAGAACCAGCUACAUGUUGGAUCUACUGAGGACUCAGGGGAGGAAUGGUGCCGUAGCUUUGCUGGAGAGCUUGAUGAUCCACUACCCCACACUGUACACCCAAGUCACUGGACGCAAACCCAGCACUGAGCCUUCAAGAUUCAGCGGCUUGAUAAAGUACUCAGAACUGACAGAGUAUCUGGUCAGAGCGGUAACAGGGAUGCAGAGGGAGCUCCAGGAGGCGCAUCGUGAGGCUAGCAGAAUGACUGCACGCUGCGCCUCGCUGGAGUCAGAGAUUGGGCAGAUAAUGGAACAGGAGGAGAAGUCGAGAUCCCUUCAGGCUGACAACGAACACAUGCGGAGACAUUUGUGUUCUUUGCAACGUGAAGUCACCAAGCUGAAGGAUGAGAAGUGUGACUUGUAUGUGCGCUACACAGCAGCCAUUGAGGAGAAAUCCGCUGUGAAUAAGCGCCUCCAUGACCUCAACUUGCAGGUGUACCAGCUGCAAACUGAGCUGCAGAAAGCCCAAAUGGAGAAUGAGUUCCAGAGGCAGCGCUCGUUUAGAUGUGCAUCUCUUGCCGAGACACCGCAGCUGCAAGAAGAAGUCCGGAGACUGCGCUGCCAGCUGGUGAAAGCAGAAAAAUUGGACCCAGCUCGUCAGGACAUCCUGGCCCAGGACCUGGCUGAGGCUAUAGACAGCCAGGUGGAGCUAGCGGAGCAGCUCAGGUGUUACAGAGAAGAGAAUGAACAGCUUCUCAGUGAGAAACAAGGGCUCAUGGAUCAGAAGGAGUGCCUGAGCCUCCAGGUGCAGCAGCUAACCCUGGACUGUAACAUGCACAAGCAGAAGAUUACCAUGAUCCACAAUCAGCUGAGAGAGCUGCAGGCAGAGAGAGAUAAGGCGUACCUGUCCAGAGACGAGGCGCAGGCCAUGAUUGCACAAACCCUGGCUGAGAAGGAUGCCCUGAGGUGCCAGCUGAUGGAGCUCCAGGAAAGGGUCUUCAGCCUGCGAGCCAAACACAGCUCCACAGCACAACAGCAGAGCUCUGAUGAGACGGAGGUCAGCUGGGAGAGCCCGAACUCCAGUUGUGAAGAAUCUCCAUUCUCAAACAGACGCAGACUUUGCCGCAUGGAUGCACUUAAUCCCAUGUCACUGAGUUCCUUCAAUUUAGAGAGUGAAGAUGCUGCAGCAAGUAGCGUCCGAUCCCGAAAUGCAGAGCCACCCAGUUCAGACUCCCUCCGCAGAAGGGAGGAAGCACUACAUGCAGACAGCAGUUCGGAAACAGCAGAGACUGAUUCUUUACAUGACGACUUUGUGUUCCUGCCUAAUGUGGGGAGUGAAGACAUGCAGACACCCAGGCUAUGCUCUUCUAGUGACUCCAGCUCUAUCGGCCUGUCAAGAACCUCAGCCCCUCCUUUCCUGAUGCGUUCCCGUCCAAAAGCUAUUCGCAUCAAUGGCCGUGUUCUUAGCAUCUCCUUCCAGGGGGGGGCACUUCUCAGCCAGCUGGCAGUGGUGGGGGGAAAUAAGACAGGAGUGUUUGUGCACCAGGUGACAGAAGGGAGCACUGCACAUACUGUUGGCAUUAGCCCAGGGGCACAGAUAGUGGAGGUAAAGUAUGAGCAGAACCAGAAGGCUCUGAGGAUGGUGCUGGAGGAUUCCACUUUAGAGGAAGCUAUGUGGGCUCUGGGCCAGGUUACAGGCCUCUGCCACCUCUCCCUGCGCCCCAGGCAAGAUGAUUAUGAGGCACUGCUUCAACAGCUGCAGAGCAGUGAGAUAUCAUCAGGAGAUUCUUUCUACGUACGUGUCAAUAUGUCUCUGCCUGCCGGCCCCAACGGGACCCUGGCUGUGUCCUGCAACGACAUCCUGCAUGUGACCAACACGCGACCCGCUGGCACUGAGGACUCGUGGCACGCCAGCCAAGUUCACCCGUGUCAGCUACUGGACCUCCAGAGCGGAACCUUACCCAACUAUUACAGGGCACAGCGACUUCUGAUUCGAGCAAUUGAGGACAUGAGCUUUCAAACAAAGAAGUCUCUCAAGGCUGGGCGAGUGGUGGCCCAGAAUAAACAGAAUGCAGUGAGGAUUGUGAGCACCGGGCGUCAGGGCAGGAACCCACUGUGGGUCAGCGUGGAGGAUGAAAAGACCAAGAGCACAGACUCAAGUGAUACAUCUGCACCCAAAAGUUGUGUAACCCUCAUGCCCUACACCCUGGUCACCCCCCACUACCCACCCAUCUGCAGACCCAUCCUGCUGCUGCCCACCGUCCUGGGACGCAUUCUGGACAAGAAGCUGGCAGGGUGGCAGGGCUUUCAGCUCUGUGAACCUGAGGUCCUGAGCUCCUGUGAACACGCAACCCGGCUACAGAGGUCUGAGAUCCUGGAGGAGUGUGAGCAAGGGAGAAACUGCUGCUACACUCUGCAGAGUGUCGAGAAAGUCAUGAAGAAGGGGAUUCACUGUGUGCUGCCGUUGGGCCUGGACUGUGUGCGACGGCUGCACCGGGCCGCGAUCUUUCCCAUCAUCAUCUUUAUCAGCCAGACUGCAAGGAGUGCACGUAAACUGAGGUCAAAGCUGCAGCGCCACGGCCAGUCAGAGGAGCAACUGCUGGCAUGUUCAAAGAGUGAGGAGCCGCUGCUGGACAAGCUGCCGUGCCUGUAUCACAGUGUCGCUUCAGACUCCUGGUGUGACCAGACCUCCUUGCUCACCAGCUUGCGCACCAUUAUCUGGGAGGAGCAGAAGAAGAUCGUCUGGGUGGAGCCUGACUUGUGGUGAAAGAGAGAGUAGGAAAGAAAACAGAAAAUAUAAAAAUAAUAGGAAGCAUUUCUCAAAGGGCUAUUUUGUUAAGAUGAUAAAGAAUUGAGAAUAUGAUAGACAAACUUUACAAGAGAUAUUUUUAUAAAUGUGAGUAUGUAUCUAUGAUACUUAUGAGUAACUGUGAGUGAAGGACUUCAUGAUGAUGCAAUAAAAUGCAUUUUAAAAGUGUAUUAAGCUGUAUCAUUAUUUACUUUACCCAAAACAUUUUCGAUGAUUUAGUUGCCUCCUGUUUUGAGGCUUUUGUUUAAAACAAACCCAGGUAUGAAGUGUUUGCUACAAACACAAACACUGAUAAAACAUACUGUGAUGAUUUGUAUGUACUGUAUCUCUACAAUAUGUUGUAGAUAAUUUCCCACUAUGAGGGAUUUUCUUUUAUUGCCAGUGUUUCAUUGGGAUGCUACAGCUUGUUGAGUUAUUUGACUUUUAAUUUUGAUUCAUUACUAUGAGAUGAGAUUCAUGUUAGGAGAAAAAACAUCAGUCACCAUUUCUGUUCUUUAACAAUAGGUUCACAAGAUUUUAGAAUGAUCCUCAAGUGCAUGUGAUUGAGGGUCUACAUCAUGAGAGAUCUGUAUCUUGUUUGUUUGGAUCAUGACGGAUGUUACUUAAAUUCUUCUUUUACUGGGCUCCUCUCCCUCUCUCACUCUCUCCCUCUCCCUCUCUGCUCUUAUUCGUCACUCUGUCCUUUUCUUCUUCUUCAUGGUGCUGCCAUGCAUCCAUAAGCGUUAAGUCUUAGGAUUUAACUGUCAGCUUGUACGAAACUUGACAGAACAUCCCUAUGAAUUUCUGUGAAUUUUGUUGUCAGAUUCUGUAAUGGAGUUAGGCUCUGCUGGGUCUCACUGUCAACAUAAUAAAAAUUUAAAUAUUUGAUGGUUUAUGUUCAGGUUUGAAGAUCAUCGUUUUCAUAU